GACUAUCUACUCGCCCACUCCCGAUGACGACAUGCCAUACAAACGAUGGUUCCAUUAUCUACCCCUUGUUGGAACUGUCUUUUUCAUCCUGGCACCUCAACCAUCUCUGCUGAUCGUCCUGGUGAACUAUCAUUUACGAACUCGAGGCCAGCCUAUCGUCUUCGGCAUCCAUCUUUCCGUUACAUAUACACUCACUUUUCUAAUAAUCACAUCUCUGAUCGUCUGCGUCGUUCGCGAUCCAGGGCCUGUGCAGAUCACUCCAUCCGAACGUGGAGGGGCCACGGACGAAGUUGACCUGGCGGAGGCCCUCAUGCCACCUGAUUUUGAUUUUUCUGCACCCGGAAAAUGGUGUAGGCAGUGCUGGGCACCAAAACCGGAUCGAACACAUCACUGCACCCAUUGCGGUAGAUGUGUUCUGAAGAUGGGCAUGUCGUUGAUCAUCUUGCCCAUCGUUUUAUGGCUCAAAUUGAUUUCAGAUCACCACUGCCCAUGGGUUGGGGCAAAAUGUAUUGGACAUAGAACAUACCCUGCUUUUCUUCACUUUCUGUUCUGCAUUACUCUACUCGCUACAUAUAUCGCAAUAAUGUGUAUCUUAGCUCUGGUGUAUGCUUUCAACAAUCCUUAUGUGAUAGACGAAACUACGCCCAUUCAUGAAAUAUUACUCGCCUUUGCAGGCCUAGUGUUUUCCCUCGUUAUCGGCUCAUUUUUUCUUUACCAUGUAUACCUUGUCACAACGAACCAGACGACCCUAGAAAAUCUUUCUCCUUUCCUUCUCUUGCGACACCUCCCGCCUCUCCCAAGAACCGGUCACUCACUCUCUGACCCUCCCCUGGAGCCCGAACUCUCUUACCCCCAGCGCCGGCUCGUGAAAGACGCCCACGGGCACAUCAGACUAUACGAUGUCGGCUGGAAGCAAAACUGGAUCCAGGUCAUCGGCUGGAAUCACAACUACGGCUGGGUGGCUCGUAUUCUGAGCGGUGGCGCGAUCAAAGGAGACGGACGCACGUUCCCCCGAAAUCCAAAAUCAGAGGAGCUGCUCGCCCGACUUGCCGUGGAACUGGUUAACGCGGACAAGGACAACUAAAAUAGCUCAUUCUUCUGUGUCAUUCUUUUGGGAACUCUGUAUAUAUUGGCAUCAUCUAUCUAUAUCUGUAUCGAUCUACAUAACCUAAUUAGCUUAUUCGGUGUCUUCAUAGAGCAUUAUAUCCCUGUGGUCGUCACCUUGCUCACAAAUACAGUCAUUUCUCACACACCUAGUUCAUAAAUAUCCUCUUGAUAGAGUAAU
Molecule: messenger RNA, 1285 nt
Organism: Guyanagaster necrorhizus
Lineage: Eukaryota; Fungi; Basidiomycota; Agaricomycetes; Agaricales; Physalacriaceae
Exons: 7
Coding region: 32-1084 (350 amino acids)
Biological process (GO): peptidyl-L-cysteine S-palmitoylation; protein targeting to membrane
Cellular component (GO): Golgi apparatus; endoplasmic reticulum
Molecular function (GO): protein-cysteine S-palmitoyltransferase activity
Source: RefSeq, a predicted model, not a curated record